This is a messenger RNA of Didymosphaeria variabile, 963 nucleotides long. RefSeq lists its product as uncharacterized. Gene Ontology annotation, molecular function: iron ion binding; heme binding; oxidoreductase activity, acting on paired donors, with incorporation or reduction of molecular oxygen. The record is from RefSeq and is a predicted model, not a curated record. Bases 1 to 963 code for a protein of 320 amino acids. Lineage: Eukaryota; Fungi; Ascomycota; Dothideomycetes; Pleosporales; Didymosphaeriaceae. The transcript has a single exon.
AUGACCGCCGCUCUCCGCAGGCAGUUGAAGUGGUGUACUAUGGGAAUUGAAAUGAACCCACUUGACAACCUCAAGAACUUUAUCCGACCUUUCGUACACAUGUACAAUACAAGGAUUAUGAACAGCUAUCUUACCUACGAGUUGGAGGAACGUUACAGUUCUGUUCUGGAUCAGCAGCACAUUCCUGGAAAAUCUGUAAUUGAUCUCGCGAUGAAAGCAUAUCUCGACGAGAACCCCGGGUCCACUGGCAUUCCUGCCCCUUUCAAAUCGGCUGCCAUGGCACAGAUAAAGCUUUUCGUAUUUGCGGGCCACGAUACUACCUCUACUGCGACGGUUUUCACCUUCCAUCUCCUGUCAAAGCAUCCGGAAGUAUUGCAGAAAGUUCGCGAAGAACAUGAUGCCGUGCUUGGACCUGUCUCGAACGUGCCGUCGCUUUUGGCGUCGAAGCCACAGCUCUUGAACCAGCUUACAUACACCUUGGCAGCCAUCAAAGAAGCACUCAGAAUCUACCCAACGGUGUCAACUAUCCGAAGCGGUCAGCGAGACCUGCAUCUCGUCAGUCCCAAUGGACAUAGUUUUCCCACAGAGAGCUGCAUGAUCUGGGGAGAUCAUUACAGCAACCACCACAAUCCACACGUCUGGAAUCGACCGGAAGAUUAUCUGCCGGAGCGUUGGCUUUGCACAGAAGAAGAUAGUCUUUAUCCACCUAAACACGCUUGGAGGCCAUUCGAAAGGGGCCCUCGUAAUUGUAUUGGGCAGGAGCUGGCUCUUACGGAGAUUAAGCUCAUUCUUGCAUUGACUAUCCGGGAGUUCGAUGUCGCUGAUGCGUAUGCAGAAUUUGACACGGCGAGAGGGAAUACUGGAAAUAUGAAGGUCAAUGGGCAGAGGGCGUACAUGGUCCGUAUUGGAGGCGGGGGGCAUCCGGCCAAUGGCUAUCCAUGUAGGGUGCGCUGCUUAGAGUGA